AAGUGCGGCACGAUUUUGUGAAUGGCCAAAACACAAGCCUCAUUUGCUCUGCAAGAUCGAAGCUAUAGAAACAAAUUGAACGUUCAACUCGAAAACAUGAAUCCCCUGGAUAAGAUACAUGCACUGGACGAGAUUGAGAAAGAUAUUAUACUUUGCAUGCAGAGUGCAGGGCAAGCGCUGCAAGAGCUCGGCAAGGAAAAGUCAUCGCAGAAGAGUGCCGAGACGCAGUCUCAGCAAUUUCUAAAAAGCCUGUCUAGCGUUGAGUCGAAGCUCUCGGAACAAAUCAACUAUCUCACACAAGUUUCUACCGGCCAGCCGCACGAGGGUUCCGGCUAUGCUUCUGCCAAGGUGUUGCAAAUGGCCUGGCAUCGCAUACAACACGCACGCUCUCGCGUACGUGAGCUGGAAGAGACCAAGGCCAAGCACUCUCAUGCGGCCAGGCAGCAACAGAAGCGACAGCAGGAACAUGCUGCCGCACAGCAACAACAACAACAGCAGGCAGCUGCAGCCGCAGCUCAACAACAACAGCAACAGGCAGCCGGCGGCGGCGUCUGCGGCUCGGGAGCUGCAGCUGAUGGCGCUGGAGCUGGCAGCGGUAAUACGGCUAGUGGCAGUAAUGCAGCCAGCAUAGCCGCCGAAUUGGGCGGUGGCCUGCCACCGAACUGAUAGCAUAUUCCGAUUAAAUUAAGGAUAUUUUUUGUACCCAUUAAACUUAAGUUACGUUUUUAAUA
Messenger RNA from Drosophila virilis, 731 nucleotides. It is a transcript of the gene MED11, whose product is annotated as mediator complex subunit 11. The record is from RefSeq and is a predicted model, not a curated record. Gene Ontology annotation, molecular function: transcription coregulator activity. NCBI's taxonomy places the organism in Eukaryota, Metazoa, Arthropoda, Insecta, Diptera, Drosophilidae. Gene Ontology annotation, cellular component: mediator complex. Gene Ontology annotation, biological process: regulation of transcription by RNA polymerase II.